This is a messenger RNA of Syngnathus acus (greater pipefish), 2200 nucleotides long. It is a transcript of the gene foxc1a, whose product is annotated as forkhead box C1a. The coding region runs from base 200 to 1672 and encodes 490 amino acids. The transcript has a single exon. Gene Ontology annotation, molecular function: RNA polymerase II cis-regulatory region sequence-specific DNA binding; DNA-binding transcription factor activity, RNA polymerase II-specific. Lineage: Eukaryota; Metazoa; Chordata; Actinopteri; Syngnathiformes; Syngnathidae. The record is from RefSeq and is a predicted model, not a curated record. Gene Ontology annotation, biological process: cell differentiation; regulation of transcription by RNA polymerase II; anatomical structure morphogenesis.
AUUUAACUGCGCAAAAGUUCUGCGUGGUGACAGAUGUCCAAAGUCCAGAACUUUUCCAAACGCUCUGCGAUGGGGACGGCUUAAAAAUUGCCCAAACGUUUCUUUUUCCCCCCUUUACAUUUGUUUUAUUGUUAAAAAGGGAGCCGUGAUCAGUUUUUUGGCGCACAGGAAUCCAACUUUUUCUGGAGGAGCCGAAGCCAUGCAGGCGCGCUACUCCGUCUCAAGCCCGAACUCGCUGGGCGUCGUGCCGUACAUCAGCGGCGACCCGGGCUACUACCGAGCCGCGGCCGGCGGGGGAUACACGGGCAUGCCUGCGCCCAUGAACAUGUACACCCACGCCGCGCACGAUCAGUACCCGGCCGGCAUGGCGCGCGCGUACGGACCGUACACUCCUCAGCCUCAGCCCAAGGAUAUGGUGAAACCUCCGUACAGCUACAUCGCGCUCAUCACCAUGGCCAUCCAGAACUCACCCGACAAGAAGGUGACCCUGAACGGGAUUUACCAGUUCAUCAUGGAGCGGUUCCCUUUCUACCGAGACAACAAGCAAGGCUGGCAGAACAGCAUCCGCCACAAUUUGUCUCUCAACGAGUGUUUCGUCAAAGUGCCACGCGACGACAAGAAACCCGGCAAGGGCAGUUACUGGACCCUGGAUCCGGACUCGUACAACAUGUUCGAGAACGGCAGCUUCUUGCGCAGGCGACGGCGCUUCAAGAAGAAGGACGUGCUCAAGGAGAAGGAGGACCGGCUACAGAAGGACGCGCCGCCCCGACAGCAGCAGCAGCAGCAACCGCAAUCCCGGGACCAGGAGCAGGCCGGCACGCAACCAGUCCGAAUCCAGGAUAUUAAAACGGAGAACGGCACCGUGACGCCCCCACAGGCCAACUCGCCGUCUUUGAGCGCCGUGCCCAAAAUCGAGAGCCCGGACAGCAGCAGCAUGUCCAGCGGGAGCCCGCACAGCAGCAUCCCGUCCAACCGCUCCAUGGUGGGCAUGGAGACCGCGGAGCAGCAGCAGCAACACCACCACCAUCAACACCAACACCACGGCCAGGCUUCGGCGCAGGGCUUCAGCGUGGACAAUAUCAUGACCUCCCUCCGGGGGUCCCCGCAAGGGGGAACAGAGCUGCCCCCCUCAAGGACAGGUAUCGCCCCGUCGUUGUCGCUCAGCUACUCCCCGAGUCAGACCUCGGCGUACAGCUCCCCGUGCAACCAGAACUCCAUCUCCACUACCUCCAACGCCACCUACCAUUGCAACAUGCAGGCAAUGAGCUUGUACGCCGGGGAGCGGGCGAGCCACCUGGCCGCCCCCAGCACCACCGUGCAGGACGAGACGCUCCCAGACUACUCGGUCACCACCACCUCGUCCUCCCUGGGCCACGGCGGCCUCAACUCGGGCCAGGAGGGCCACCCGCACGCCCACCAGGGCAGGCUGACCUCAUGGUACCUCAACCAGGCUGGGGACCUGGGCCACUUGGGCGCCGCCUACCCGGCGGCGGCCGCCGCUGCGGCGCAGCAGCAGAAUUUUCACUCGGUGCGCGAAAUGUUCGAGUCGCAGCGAAUCGGCUUGAAUAACUCGCCGGUGAACGGGAAUAACAGCUGCCAGAUGUCCUUCCCGCCCAGCCAGUCCAUCUAUCGCACUUCGGGAGCUUUUGUAUAUGACUGCAGCAAGUUCUGAUACUGUAGGUAUAAAAACAACCUCCGCGGUCCAGUCCCCUAAAUCCCUUCCCGAUUCAUCCUCACAAAAAAUGGACUAAUAUGAGAAAGAACACAAACAAAAAGACUUGAUGUUUCUAAACAGUGUUACCACAAAUAACACGUAAGUCUCUAUUUUUUUGUGCUUUUUACGGUAAAAAUGUCUUCUUUUUCAAUGAACGUGUAACUUGCAUAUAGUAAUUUAUUUCCAAACUGUAGCCAGGAUAUUAUGGACCAAACACACACACACACACACACGCGCGCACACACACGCACACACUAACAUCCCCCUCACACUCGCACACACACACACACGACAGUGUUUCCUAAACUGACUUAAGCGAAAAAGAAAAAAAAAAAAAGUGUUCCAUUAUAAAAGUGACUGAAGGAACGUGUAUAUUGCCGUAUACUAUUUGAAAGAUUCUUCACAUGUUGAUAAGUAUUUUUAUUUUAUUUUUUGGGAAGGAUUUUGCUUGUUUGUUUAAUAAACGGUCAUUUUAUGUGAAUUUAA